Microplitis mediator is the source of this 1850-nucleotide messenger RNA. RefSeq names its product protein YIF1B (gene Yif1). The record is from RefSeq and is a predicted model, not a curated record. The coding region runs from base 459 to 1475 and encodes 338 amino acids. Gene Ontology annotation, biological process: endoplasmic reticulum to Golgi vesicle-mediated transport. The transcript has 4 exons. NCBI's taxonomy places the organism in Eukaryota, Metazoa, Arthropoda, Insecta, Hymenoptera, Braconidae. Gene Ontology annotation, cellular component: COPII-coated ER to Golgi transport vesicle; endoplasmic reticulum-Golgi intermediate compartment; Golgi membrane.
UCGAAUUUAAAACAUAUUUUUUAAUUUACUCGAGAAAUUCAUUGACUUAUUUGAAAAUACUCCGAAAAUUCUGACGGAUUUUCAUUAAAUUAAAAAAAAAAUUGUUUGUAAUAAAAAUUAUUUUUUAUUGGUGACAAAUUAAAAGUGAAGAAUUGUCAUAAAUAUGACAGUCAAAGGGAGCAAGUGAUUAAAAGAUGUAAUUUGAUAUAAACAUCUGUCAAAAUCAUACGGUCUGCCACGAGCUAAAUUAUGACGAAGACUCGAGCGCAAAAUACAGACGCAAUGAAUGACGGGAUAUGGCGACGUACAAGUUUACUUGUUUUCAUUGUACUGGAUAACAAUAAAUACUUACGGGUAUAAAUACCCAUAAUAUUUAUAUUUUUUUAAAACCAACAGUAAUUUAAAAAUAACUUUUACUAUUUUAUAGUAAAAAAAGUUUUAUUAAAUAAAACAUCAAAAUGAAUUAUAAUCACUCGGGAUCACGAAGAGGGAAACCUAAAAGGAUAUUGGAUCCUUCAGCAGGAUUAUCUGGUCCACCAUCUCAACAAACUCCGUACAUGUAUCCGCAGGUGCCUAUGAACAAUGGAGUACAGCAAGAUUACGGUUUCAAUGUACCAGAGCAGCCUCCACCAGCGUACGGAUUCGCCCAGCCACAGAUGGUACCUCCGAUGCAACCGCCAAUGAACUCUGGUUCACCGAUGCCACCCUACAUGCCAGAACCACCUCAGGAAACUUUUUCGAGUCCUCCGUACGCAGCCCAAAUCCUCGCGGAGCCAAUGGUUGCUAAUAUGGCGAUGAAAUACGGCGAUGCUCUUGUAGGAUCUGGAAAACAACAGUUACAAAAAUAUGUGCCUGUCACUGCACUGAAGUACUACUUCGCUGUUGAUACAGACUACGUUUUUAUUAAAUUAGCGCUUCUUUUUUUCCCAUUUACGCAUAAGGAUUGGUCAGUAAAGUAUGAGCAAGAUGUUCCUCUGCAGCCGCGCUAUGAAAAGAAUGCACCGGACUUGUAUAUUCCAACGAUGGCAUUCUUGACUUACGUCGUGAUCGCAGGGUUGUCACUGGGUACCCAAGAACGUUUUACACCCGAGCAAUUGGGAAUAAUCGCAAGCUCAGCACUUGCUUGGGGAAUUAUUGAAUUACUUGUUCACACAAUAUCACUCUACGUGAUGAAUUUGGACACCAGCUUAAAGACUUUUGAUAUGCUAGCGUACGGAGGCUACAAAUACGUGGGAAUUAAUUUUGCGAUACUUCUUUCAUUGAUGUUCGGGCGAGCUGGAUACUUUGCUAUUUUAAUUUACUACAGUAUAUCACUUGCUUUUUUUCUCAUAAGAUCGUUAAAAUUACGCGUUAUUCCUGAAGGUCACUCUUCUUACUCUGCUACAGGUAACAAGAGAAGAUUGUAUUUUAUUUUAUUCUUCGCCAUGCUCCAGCCUUUUCUCAUGUGGUGGCUCUCUUACCAUCUCAUUUCAUAAAUUAAAUUUAUUAUUUUACUUUUUUUUAAUUGUGAUCGUGUCAGUGAAACAAUGAGCAAGAAAAUGCAGACAACUUAAUGCAAAUCUGUAAAGCAAUUUAAUUGAUUGAUAACUUUUGUAUAAAAAUAAAUACAUCAAGUAUAUUAUCUAUGCCUAUGCUAUUUUCUAUUAAAUUUAAUUUGCUCAUUAAUAUUUAUAAUUUAAUUAUAUUAGUUGAUGGACACCACAAAAGAUCAAUUAUUAAUUAAAUUUUACGUACUUGCUGCUUUGGCGGUAAAUUUAAAAUUAUUUUUUUGUUGUUUUGAGUCGCUCGGGAAAAUAAUGAAAUUUAGAGUAAGCUUAAUAAAUAUUUUUGACACUUAUUUAUAAUUAUAU